This is a messenger RNA of Nerophis ophidion (straightnose pipefish), 2644 nucleotides long. RefSeq names its product tubulin polyglutamylase complex subunit 2 (gene tpgs2). Gene Ontology annotation, biological process: protein polyglutamylation. Lineage: Eukaryota; Metazoa; Chordata; Actinopteri; Syngnathiformes; Syngnathidae. The record is from RefSeq and is a predicted model, not a curated record. Bases 66 to 947 code for a protein of 293 amino acids. The transcript has 7 exons.
UGAACUGACUAGAAAGUGGAUGCUUCUUCGGAGGCAAAAUAACCUCUAAUUUCAUCUUUGAAACAAUGGAAGGGACAAAAGAAAGCUCAGCGUUCAAAAAUGUGGCUGAAAGGCUGACACUCGGCAUUACUCGAAUCCUUGAGAACAUGCCCGGUGUCGUGGAGGUGCGUCUUGCAGAAAGGGAGCCCGCCGAGAAAAGGAGCCUGUUGUCAUGGGAACAGAAAAACAAUUGCAUUUUACCAGAGGACCUGCGAGACUUUUAUCUCACAACAGAUGGCUUCACACUAACCUGGAACGUGAAACUGGACAAUGAGUGUGUUCCCUUAGGCUGCAUGACAGUGCAGAGUGUUGGCAGGUUACGUCCUCUUCAGCAGCCCACUCUGCUUUUCUCUCUCCCAAACGCACCUUCGCUGGCGGACCUGGACUGGGAGGAGAGCAGCUCAGAAUGUGUGUUGCCAAAUGCUCCCCUUCCUCCUCAUUUUGAUUCUCGGAGCUGCAUCUUCGAGUUGGAUUCAUGUGGUGGAAAUGGCAAGGUGUGCUUGGUGUACAAAAACUCCACCCCAGGUGUGGUAGCGCAGCAGAGUGAGAUUUGGUUUCUCGACCGUUCUCUAUGCUGGCAUUUCCUGACAGCCACCUUCUCCUCCUACUACCGCCUGAUGAUCACACACCUGGGUCUGCCCGAGUGGCAGUAUUCUUAUACACCUUAUAGUCCCAGCCCCCAGGCCCAGCAGUGGGCAUCGCUGUACCAGCCGCUGAUUUACAGAAAUGAGCUCAGCUUGCCUGACUCCUUUGGAGACUCCCACCUCAACAAGCUGGAUCCCUUGAAGGCCUUCAAAGCCAAAACCAAGGUGCCCACCCCCAAAAAGAAGCCAGCAGCACCUUCCAGCCAAGUGAGCAAUACUAAGAGCCAAGGUGGCAGCGGGAAACCUAGCAUAGCAAAGCGAUGAAAAAAAGCACUUUUAAAGAUGAUAACAAUGGAGACUACGGCGCUGUCCUGGUUUUAAUCCAGUGUUUAAUCACUACAUAUUACUGCUGAGGCUCUUGGUCCACUCAUCAUUACAUUUUUCUACACUAGACUUAUGUUACAAAGUUUGAUGCUACUGUCGCUCCAAAUGUUUCAUUUCUGAAUGCAUUAUAAUAAUAUUGACAUGGAACACUGAAGAAGAUAACUGCACGAACAAGCCGAUAUUCACUGUUUAAAGUAGGGAUGCACCGAUUAAUCGGUAACCGAACAUAUUCGGCCGAAUAUGGCAAAAAAAGCCACAUUCGGCCUUCGGUGGAAUGAGUUAAAAACAAGGCCGAAUAGUGGCGUGUGACGCAAUUUUUUGAGGGGUGACGCAAUCAACCAACGUGCAGUGACGUUGGGAUAUGUUGUGUACCUGUGUAAGUGUAUGAGGUUACAAUGUUGUGUACCUGUAUAAGUGUAUGAGGUUACAAUGUUGUGUACCUGUAUAAGUGUAUGAGGUUACAAUGUUGUGUACCUGUAUAAGUGUAUGAGGUUACAAUGUUGUGUACCUGUAUAAGUGUAUGAGGUUACAAUGUUGUGUACCUGUAUAAGUGUAUGAGGUUACAAUGUUGUGUACCUGUAUAAGUGUAUGAGGUUACAAGCACACACUUAUUGAGAUUUAGUGGGGCCUCUGUUUACAUUAUUAGCCUGUUGUGUAGGCUACCUGUAUAAGUGUAUGAGGUUACAAGCACACACUUAUUGAGAUUUACUUGAGCCUUCUGUUUACAUUAUUAGCCUGUUGUGUAGGCUACCUGUAUAAGUGUAUGAGGUUACAAGCACACACUUAUUGAGAUUUACUUGAGCCUUCUGUUUACAUUAUUAGCCUGUUGUGUAGGCUACCUGUAUAAGUGUAUGAGGUUACAAGCACACACUUAUUGAGAUUUACUUGAGCCUUCUGUUUACAUUAUUAGCAUAUCUACUGUGGCUAAGCAGACUUUUGCCAAAAGGACAAUAAUUCAUUUGUUGUGGGUUUAUCCACUUUAAUGCACUUUAUUUUUUUUUUGGAAUGCAUGUUUUGUUUGAAGGCCUAAUAUAAAUGAAAAACUUUGUGCUUUUUUUGAAAAGCAACGGCUACUGAAAUAUUAAAAAAAGUCAAUAUUCAAUAAAAAAGUACUUUAUUGGAAAAACAUGUGUAAGUAUUUAUUCUAGGCUAUUUAUGCAAUAUUUAAAAAAUUGUGAAAAACUGCAUUCAUUAUUCGGUAUUUGGUAUUCGGCCUUCGGCCAAGCGUUUAAAUUUUAUUUGGCUUCGGCUUCGGCCACAAAUUUUUAUUUCGGUGCAUCCCUAGUUUAAAGUGAAGGUGUCGGGAAAAUGUUGAAUCAUUUUGCAUACAAAAAUAGUUUACACUGAUUUUACUGAUUGUUAAUUAGCUUUACUUUUAAAAUUGUCACAGAACACAUACAUGAUGAUGAUUCACUUAAAAGCGAGCAUGUGACUAACAAGCUUGAUCCGACUAAUAGGCUGAAGUAGUUUCCAAGUAGAUACUGUAUUUGCCUGUAGACUCCUGUCUGUAUGACAGUAUGGUGCCUAUUUCUCAAUAUGACAUCAAAUAUAUAUAACUGAAACCCAUGUAAGAGGUAUGUUGAUUGCAAUAUCGCUCUGCUUUUGCAGCAGUAUUAAAACUUUGCACCUCAGGAAAA